AUGGUAAAACUUGAAAAUUGGGCUAGUUGGGUAACGCUUACAUUGACAUCAUUAAAUGUAAUUUUAGGAGCAGCGUUGCUUUAUUAUUUAAUUAAAGUAAAGAAGCAGCCAUUCUUUCUUUCUGCUACGAGAGAAAGAGGCAUUAUCAGGCCUAGACCUGUACAUUCAUUUCAGUUGAUAGCUUUACUUUAUAAUGCUGUGUUACUAUUUAAUGUGAUAUGCUUGAUCACCGAAUCAUAUCCUUACGUCAUUUUCGCAGAAUUGGGUCAUUUUUUACCGCUUGCAGUAUGCGUUUCACUUGCAAUUUUCUGCCCAAUAAGCCUAAUUUAUUCGACACCAAACAUUGGAUGUUCCAACGCGUUUACAAAUACAACAUUUAUAGAUGUAAUGGCAUUUUUUUUUAUGAUUAAUCCAUAUUUAUUGAUCUUACCAACAGCAUUACUAUCCGGAUAUUAUGCUGAUAGGGAUGAUAUUGAAACCGCAAUGCUUUAUUUUAAAAUAAAUUUCAUAAGUUGGACAAUUGUUUCCAUCGCAUACUUUCUUCUGGUGGUUUAUUUUUAUCAUAAGCUUAUUAGCGUGAUUAAUUGCCAAAUUAAAAAUCAGGUGGAAAGUCAAGGAAGCAUACAAAAGAUUGGUUCCAAUAUCAUCUGUAGUAAUUCUGAUAUCAAUACUUGGAAAAGGGCAAAGAGAAAUGUUCUAGCGGCAUUUUUACCAACAAGAAGUCGAUACGCAAUUUUGAAUCUCGAGAAUGUCAAAUUAAUCGAAUUGAAAUGA
This is a messenger RNA of Funneliformis mosseae, 774 nucleotides long. The record is from the annotation of a GenBank genome assembly. NCBI's taxonomy places the organism in Eukaryota, Fungi, Glomeromycota, Glomeromycetes, Glomerales, Glomeraceae.